AAAGAUUAAGCUGGAGAUUAGAGAACUCCAACUACGCAAGCGAUUGUUAGAGCUAACUCCAAACUCUUCAAACAAAGUGAGAAGACCUAGGGAGACUACCGAGUUGUCGGGGUCUCGAUCCAAGGAUAAAACUCCAGUAGUUACAGCAAGUCACCGAUACACCAAUGUGCCUUCGAGCGAUGAAAUGCAAUUCAAAGCACAGGUAGAUAGUGUCAAGGCGCUAUGUAUGUCAGUAAGCUUACCGAAGAUAGAAAUCAUGACAUUUGACGGGAGCCCUCUGAAAUUUUGGACGUUCAUGAAGGGAUUCAAGGUUAACAUAGCUGACAGAGUAAAUGAUGACACCCAGAAAUUAAUGUACUUGAUACACUAUUGCGAAGGUAUAGCAAAGGAUGCUAUAGAACACUGUGUUUUAUUACCAGAAAAAGAAGGUUAUACUGAGGCAAUUAAGCUUCUACAUGAACGGUUCGGCAGACCACACGACAUCGUAGAAGCCUUCUUAACAGAACUCUUAAGUGGAUCACCAUUGAAUCAAGACGACAUAACUGGCCUACAGAAACUGACAAGACUCAUGACUAAUUGUAAGAUAGCCUUGUCACAGAUGGGCAGGAAUGACGAUCUGAAUUGUUCGACCAACAUAAAACGAAUAGUGAAACAGCUACCACGUAGUAUGCAGUUUAAAUGGGCGGAGGCCGCGGACGAUAUUUUAAGAAAGGGGCUAGAGCCCAAUUUCGAUGAUUUAUUACAAUUCUUAGAAAAGAAAGUGUCAAUCGCAACAAACACAUACGGACAAUUGGCAGGCGGAAGCUAUAAGGCUCAAACGACAUCGAACAACCGGUCGUCUUCCAUAAGAGCGAAGAUCCAUACUUCGUCGAUUAAAGGAUCAGUCCAUUGUGUAAUUUGUCCGAUGCCCACGAAGUCGCAUCCUGCCCUCAGCUGUUGUCAGUGAGUCACAACGAAAAAGUAGAAUUGCUAAAGAAGUUUAAACUUUGCUUUAAUUGCUUAAAACCCAAUCAUCGAGCCACAGAAUGCAGACAGCCCGUGUUGUGUGAAAUUGAUGGAUGCAAGCGACGCCAUCAUAGAAUUCUUCACAACACAGAACCUGAUGUUAAACGAGCAUAUUGUAACUCUACUCAUACUACUAGGACGUAUUUAGGCUUUGUUCCAGUCAGACUACAUGGUCCCACAGGUUAUGUGGAUACCUAUGCACUGUUAGAUAAUGGCUCGGAUUCGACAUUACUGCUUAGUGACGUAGCAAAGCAGGUAGGAAUUUCUGGUGCAGGGACAAGAUUAAACAUAUCUUCAGUAAUUGGAGCGUCAUCUCAGAACGCUGAACUUACCAAUUUCGAAAUUGAGUCUUUAGAUAAGACCAACCGAAUAAAAAUCGAAGGUGCAUAUACUAUAGAUAACCUACCUAUUAAAAGAGCAGAAAUCCCACCAACGGACUUCCAAGAAAGAUGGAAACACUUGAAAGGUGUACAACUACCCUCCAUAGCCUGUGACAAGGUUGGUUUGUUACUUGGUGUUGACGUUCCUGAGGCCCACUGGGUACUCGAUCAGCGUAUCGGAAAACCUAAACAACCCUAUGCUUCACUAACCAUGUUAGGGUGGGCUUUAUUUGGACCAACGGGUCAACUUAAUAAAACUUCAGUCUUCAUGAACUGUUUAAAAGCGAAAAAUUCCCUUGAAAAGGAUAUUCUCAAAUUAUUUGAACAUGAAUUUUCUGAAAAUAAAUACUCUGAUAAGGUUACUAUGUCCCUAUGUGAUAAGACCAUUAUGGAGAUUACUGACAAGCAAACAGUAUUGCUCGAAGGACAUUAUCAAGUGCCGAUACCCUGGAAGGUGGAUUGGCACUCACUUCCAAGGAAUAAGCGCGAAAUAGAAAAACGACUAAUUUACCUACGGAAAAGGUUGCUAAAGGACGAACAGCUUCAGAAACAAUAUAAUAUUAUAUUAGCUACCCACGAAAGUAAAGGAUACUUGGCUCGAGUAACACAAGCUAUCGAAGAAGAAAGGUAUUUUAUUCCACAUCAUCCCGUAUUUAACCCUAAAAAACCAGGUAAAGUUCGGAUAGUCUUCGAUUGUGCUGCUAAGUUACAAAACAGAUCUCUAAAUGAUUGUAUAUAUUCUGGACCAGAUCUUACAAACGACCUAGUGGGAGUUUUGCUUAGAUUCAGAAAGCAUAAGAUUGGAUUGUCAGCAGACAUUGAAGAAAUGUUCCUCCAGGUACAUCUACCCGAAAAGGAUACAAAGGCCUUCAGCUUUUUAUGGUACCCCGAUGGCAAUCUUGAUUCUCCUCCUGACGUCUAUGAGUUGCAUGUACACCCUUUCGGGGCUACGUCCUCACCGUUUUGCGGUACAUAUGCUUUAAGACGCACAGCUACAGACCACCGAGAUUUGUUCGAUGAAAAAACACUGUCCACUUUACGAGAAAAUUUUUAUGUAGACGAUUGUUUAGUCUCAGUAGAAACAAUAUCAGAAGCUGCUGAGUUAGCAAAGAACCUAAUGAGACUAGUGGCACUUGGAGGCUUCCGUUUACAUAAAUGGGUUAGUAACGUAAAUGAAGCGCUGAAUGACGUCCCUAUAGGUGACAGAUCAAACAAUUUGGUUCGUAUACCAGGCUCAACAGAACGUAUACAGAGAACUUUAGGACUUUGUUGGCACACGCAAUCCGAUUGUUUCGCAUUCGACGUAAAUCUUCCGGAACGCCCGAUCACUAAGAGAGGCAUUCUAUCAUGUGCAUCAUCGUCGUAUGACCCGCUUGGAUUUCUGGCGCCUUUAUCACUUACUCCUAAACGAAUUCUGCAACAGCUAUGCCGUAAAAACUAUGGGUGGGAUGAGAUGAUAGAUGAGGAGUCACGAUUGAGUUGGGAAAGUUGGUUAGAAGCAGUGGCAGGUGUCAGAGAUCUAAGGAUACCACGAUGUCUCAAUAUUGGAUCGUACAAUAAAGGGCAAAUUUCUCUACAUCUGUUUUCGGAUGCUUCAGAAAGCGGUUAUGGAGCCGUAGCCUAUAUGAGUGUACAACAUGAUACAAGUAUAACGAGAUGUAGCUUCAUCCUGGGCAAAUCUAGAAUAGCACCCCUAAAAUUCGUUAGUGUUCCUCGCCUUGAACUACAAGCCGCAGUACUGUCAGUGAAGUUGAUGAGGCAAAUAGUAGAAGAAAUAAAGCUGAACGACCUGACUGAAAUCUACUUCUGGACUGAUUCUAUGAUAGUAUUAAAUUACAUACUUAAUACAACGUCACGUUUCAAGACAUAUGUAGCUAAUAGAAUUAACUUCAUCCACGAGCGAACUAAGCCAUCUCAAUGGAAAUAUGUACCAUCAUCUAUCAAUCCUGCUGAUCUAGCUUCUAGAGGAAUAUGUAAGUAUAACCCCAACUGUAUUGAAGCUUGGCUUUCAGGUCCCGAGUUCCUAACGACUGAGAAGGAUAAGUGGCCUGAGUAUAGACGAGAAGUAAUAUUAAAACUCCCAGUCGAGCUAGAGUUAAAGAACGCCACAACCUUAGACACCAUGACUACAGUUUUUCCCCUUGAUAAAUUUAUAUCCUAUUUUUCGUCAUGGAUUAAACUCAAACAAGGCAUAGCUUGGCUCAUCAGGUUCAAACGUUACCUCUACAAUAAAACGAUCGUAAGGGGACCCCUUACGCUUAACGAAUUAGAUAAUGCCGAAGGAGACUUAUUAAAAUACGUACAAGAGCAAGAAUUAGCGGAAGUUAGACAAUGGAUUAAACGACACAAGCAUUCUGAUAACAAUCUGUCCAAAAAUCAUGUUAUUAAUAAACUACGUCCAAUCGUGGUUGACAACCUGAUUCGCGUAGGAGGACGUUUGAACCGUAGUGACCUCCCGUUAGAGCAGAAACAUCCAAUUAUUUUAUCUAGCAAACACCCUAUAACGGAGCUUAUCAUUCGUUACUACCAUCAAGCUGAGGGACACAUGGGGGUGUACUACACACUAGCCGCCUUGCGCAAAAGGUUUUGGAUAUUAAAGGGUACUACCGCAGUUAAGAGGAUCAUACAUAAAUGUAUAGGCUGCCGCAUUAGAUCAGCCAGACCGAUGUCACAACUGAUGGGAGACUUACCACCUACGCGGAUAACACCCGAUUUCCCGUUCGCAACGACAGGAGUAGACUAUUUCGGUCCAAUCAUGAUUAAAGAGGGACGCAAAUCUCGAAAGUGUUACGGUUGCCUAUUUACAUGUUUCAACACCCGGGCAGUUCACAUAGAAGUUGCUUGCGCAUUGUCAAUCGAUUCUUUUCUAAUGGCGUUGUCUCGCUUCUCAAAUCGCAGGGGGGCGCCGAAGAAGAUAUAUAGUGAUAGAGGAACCACGUUCGUUGGAUUAGAGAAGGAGAUAAAACUUCUAUUACCAGACUUUAAAGAUAAUAGAGUAGCUAAGGAAAUGAUUCGUCGGAAUAUAGAGUGGUACUACAACAUCCCUUACGCAAGUCAUCGUGGAGGGAUAUGGGAAAGAUUAAUAAGGAGUAUACGUAGAAUUUUGAGUGCUGUAUCUGGCGAGCAAACUAUGUCCUACGAGACACUCACCACUUAUUUAACCGAAGUAGAAAGAAUACUUAACGAUAGACCUUUAGUUCCAGUUUACGACGACCCAGAACAACUCGAGACAUUGUCACCUAAUAAUCUACUUUUAUUAAGAAAACCUAACCUUCAUCAGAUUGAAAUAAGCCUACGUGAGCGUUACUCCCGACAAUGGCGACAAGCGCAAUUGUUGGCAACCACAUUUUGGCGUCGUUGGAUAAAGGAGUAUUUACCACUUUUACAGACACGAACAAAGUGGACACAAAAGAGACGAGAUCUACAAGUUGGCGAUCUAGUAUUGGUUAUUGGAGACUCAUAUGCACGAAGUAACUGGCCUAAAGGCCUAGUGGUAAGUAUCGACCCAGGAGAAGAUGGGCUAGUGAGACAAGCAAAGAUCGGAACGUCGAAGGGCAUAAUUAUUAGAGAUAUACGUAAAAUUUGUUUAUUAGAAGGGGUGGACGACUGAACAGUAGAGGAUAGAGAGACCUUUCAAUGUGACUGUGGCUAGAGUAAAUUGUACCAUUGUCACCUCUGAACGUUUUACGUUAAUACCUAAUCAGCGAAAGUAAGGAAAGACAUGCUGUCUUUGGGGGGCGGUGUUAAGUUUGUCUUACAUUGUUCCUACAUGUUCCUUUUCUACUCUUUGUAUGUUGUUUUAUACUACUUAUUUACGUUCAGUAGGCAGCUGUAUGCCAAACAAUUUUCACACUUAUGUUGUAUCUCAAGUUGUACUGUAACAUUCUGGAAUGUUCACCUAUAUCCUUAACGUUUAUUUUACUUAUAAUUGUAUUUAUCAUUAUAACCACUGUAAUUUAACUACUGUAACGAUUAUCCACAGUUUUGUACAUUUGUUUGAAUGCAACAGUUUCCAUAUUGUUUUGCUCUUGGUUCGAGUUUCGGUUGUUCAUAAACUGUUACCAAAUUUAGACACAGCUAUCGGCUGUCUUUGGACUAUCGUAUGUUGUAAUCAUUCUUUAUGUUACCCUUACAGGAAGCCUUUGCUAUUUUUAUUCUUGAACGACGCGUUUAAACGCCCAGACACCUCACAAGUUGAGGUUUGUAACUAAAUUUUGUGUAUUAUUUAAUAAAGAACCGCUUUUGUAGAC
Schistosoma curassoni is the source of this 5635-nucleotide messenger RNA. The record is from the annotation of a GenBank genome assembly. NCBI's taxonomy places the organism in Eukaryota, Metazoa, Platyhelminthes, Trematoda, Strigeidida, Schistosomatidae.